Molecule: messenger RNA, 597 nt
Organism: Aspergillus pseudonomiae
Lineage: Eukaryota; Fungi; Ascomycota; Eurotiomycetes; Eurotiales; Aspergillaceae
Exons: 1
Coding region: 1-597 (198 amino acids)
Source: RefSeq, a predicted model, not a curated record
AUGUCAGAUAAUAAAAAUGAAUUUACACCAUCCCAACAAAGUCAGAAUACAUGCAAUGCAGCCGCAGAGGAUCCUUUAAGCCAGGACCCCGACCAUAAUGCUCCUGUUGUGAUACAACCAUAUGCUAUUGAGGAGCCGGAGGAGGACCCUCCCCCUGUAUCUUCCAAGCCUGCUAUUACUUUUCUUCUGGGACCCAGUUCUGAGCACUGGCAAACUGACCUGGUGGACUCAAUGGAAGACUUACACUGUGAAUCUGACAAUAAUAUCACCAGGCCGACAUCAAGAUAUAACCGAGGCAGGAAAAGGAAGUCGCCUAGCAAUGCUACUGGAGGGUUUCACGUAUCCCAGAAACAAGGUCCUGGCAUGUCACUAGAUCGACGAUACGAAGAGGGACCCGAUCUUAAAUUGAGAAAGCUACGCAGAAAAACCAAGCAAUCAAACGAGGCUUUAGGGACUCCAGCAAGCAGUCUUUCGGAUGUCGGACUUAGCGAGUUAGAGUCCUCAGAGAGUUUCUGUUCGAGAUCUCCGUCGCUUGGGGAGACUGGCACCGAUUCCAACCAAGAGGCCACUGCAGCGGAACAUAUGGAUCUAGAUUGA